CUGUAUUCUUCCUUUUUUUACCUUUUAUCUUCGAGGCUGAUCCUCGUUUGACUGUCGUGUGCUUCUAUUACUGCAUUGACAGUCCUCCCUGUAUACUAUCUUCAUACUAUCUUGUUUCAAAAAGUUUGAAUUGCUGAAUACUGCCAUCAUGUCUUACAUUGAGGAAGAAGACCAGAGAUACUGGGACGAGGUUGCUGCUGUCAAGAACUGGUGGAAGGACUCUCGAUGGAGGUACACCAAGCGCCCUUUUACUGCUGAGCAGAUUGUGGCCAAGCGUGGAAACCUGAAGAUCGAGUACCCCUCAAACGUCCAGGCGAAGAAGCUGUGGGGAAUCCUGGAGCGUAACUUCAAGAACAAGGAAGCUAGUUUCACCUAUGGCUGUCUUGACCCGACAAUGGUCACCCAGAUGGCCAAGUACCUCGACACCGUCUACGUCUCCGGCUGGCAGAGUUCUUCUACUGCCUCGUCCACCGAUGAGCCCUCUCCCGAUCUUGCAGACUACCCUAUGAACACCGUGCCAAACAAGGUCAACCACCUGUGGAUGGCCCAGCUCUUCCACGACCGAAAACAGCGCGAGGAGCGCAUGACUACCCCCAAGGACCAGCGUCACAAGGUCGCCAACGUUGACUACCUUCGUCCCAUCAUCGCCGACGCUGAUACCGGCCAUGGUGGUCUUACUGCUGUGAUGAAGCUGACCAAGCUCUUCGUCGAGCGUGGUGCUGCUGGUAUCCACAUUGAGGACCAGGCCCCCGGUACCAAGAAGUGCGGUCACAUGGCUGGUAAGGUGCUUGUGCCCAUCAGCGAACACAUCAACCGCCUGGUGGCUAUCCGUGCCCAGGCUGACAUCAUGGGCACCGACCUGCUUGCCAUUGCCCGUACCGACUCCGAGGCUGCUACCCUCAUCACAUCCACCAUUGACCACCGUGACCACCCCUUCAUCAUCGGCUCCACCAACCCCGAUAUCCAGCCCCUCAAUGACCUAAUGGUCAUGGCCGAACAGGCCGGCAAGAACGGCGCCGAGCUCCAGGCCAUCGAAGACGAGUGGCUUGCUAAGGCCGGCCUGAAGCUCUUCAACGACGCUGUCGUUGAUGCCAUCAACAACAGCCCGCUCCCCAACAAGAAGGCCGCUAUUGAGAAGUACCUCACCCAAUCCAAGGGCAAGUCCAACCUCGAGGCCCGCGCUAUUGCCAAGGAAAUUGCCGGCACAGACAUCUACUUCGACUGGGAAGCCCCUCGCACUCGUGAGGGUUACUACCGUUACCAGGGCGGCACCCAGUGCGCCAUCAACCGCGCUGUCGCCUACGCCCCCUUCGCUGACCUCAUCUGGAUGGAAAGCAAGCUCCCCGACUACAAGCAGGCCAAGGAGUUUGCCGACGGAGUCCACGCCGUUUGGCCCGAGCAGAAGCUCGCUUACAACCUCUCCCCAUCCUUCAACUGGAAGAAGGCCAUGCCCCGUGACGAGCAGGAGACCUACAUCAAGCGUCUCGGCGCCCUCGGUUACGCCUGGCAGUUCAUCACUCUCGCCGGUCUGCACACCACCGCGCUCAUCUCCGAUACCUUCGCCAAGGCCUACGCGAAACAGGGCAUGCGUGCGUACGGUGAGCUCGUGCAGGAGCCUGAGAUGGCUAAUGGAGUUGAUGUCGUCACGCACCAGAAGUGGUCUGGUGCCAACUAUGUUGAUAACAUGCUUAAGAUGAUCACUGGUGGUGUGAGCAGUACGGCAGCGAUGGGCAAGGGUGUGACAGAGGAUCAGUUCAAGUCAUGAUUUGUUAGCUUGUUCAUUUAUUAUGGGUUUGGGUUUGGCUAAAGUAAAUGCAUCAUCAUUUUUUGUACAUUGAAUGGAAAA
This is a messenger RNA of Aspergillus nidulans FGSC A4, 1846 nucleotides long. Its product is annotated as isocitrate lyase acuD. Gene Ontology annotation, molecular function: methylisocitrate lyase activity; isocitrate lyase activity; catalytic activity. Bases 149 to 1765 code for a protein of 538 amino acids. Gene Ontology annotation, cellular component: glyoxysome; cytoplasm. The transcript is spliced from 3 exons. The record is from RefSeq and is a predicted model, not a curated record. Gene Ontology annotation, biological process: glyoxylate cycle. Lineage: Eukaryota; Fungi; Ascomycota; Eurotiomycetes; Eurotiales; Aspergillaceae.